AAUUCCGUUUACGUUCGCUGAUUUUGGCGGGUUUUUUUCUUCUUUGAUGGAGAUGGAAUACUCUCCUUGAAACUAUGCAGAAAAUCCUUGCAUUACUUACAAAUUACUGACUCGCAACUUGAAGAUUUGGCAGGAUACAGCUUAGCGAAAUCUAUGGUAUUGCUGGUGGUAUAAAGUUGAGGCUGAGUAUGGUUACUGAAAUAACGGUGACAUAGUCAAGGAAUCGUGUGGGAGAUCCUUUUUCCGGUUAAAGUGCGAGGAUCAAACAUCCAAUAUUCUAGAAAUUCAGAUGCACGAUUUCUUGGCUUCGCAUUGCUCAACAUGGACUAGGGAGCUGUUAGCGAUCAGGCGUCUGCCAGAACUUGUUCUCUGAACGGCUGACCUCUACUACAAUACAGCGAAGCCUGGCUAUGCAUGAGAUUCCUGCAAGAGACAAAAAGCAUGAGAUGCAGUUGCAACUUACAAACAAAAGAAGAAACCAAAAUUAUUCGAUAGAGGAAGUGAGAAGCCAGGAGAUGUCCGGAAGAAGGAUGAUGAAAGAAGAGGAACCUUUCAUCAUCAGACUCCAUAGCUUUCAAAGGGAACCGAAUCAGACAAAAGCUUGGGGAGGAUUAAAGAAAAAACUGGAAGCGAGAAGCAGGGAAGGGUUAAAAGCUGUUCGACGAAAUGCCUCAAAGAACUAUUUUGCACUCAAGGCUGGUUUUUCAACCAAGUUUGUGGGCUAUGGGAUGUGGAUGGUCCAAGAUGUUGUACACAGCUUCAUUCCAGCAACUACUUUUGGUGUAUGCCAAAUUGACAAGCUGUUUGUAGGGCCAAAUUAUGAGAGGUUUCUGUUUCUGAUUUGGAGUGGAUGGGGGCUUGAAGGGCGUAGGCCCAGAGGAGAGCCGCAAGCAAUCAUUGCUUGUUUUGGAUGCUGCGGCUGAGAGGCUGUGUUCUUUCUGUUCUGAGUUUGAUGGACUUUCAUGGUGGGAAGAAGAGAGAAAAGAAAAGAAAAAAGUUGGUUUUAGUUUAAAUGCCACUGAUCAAAAGGUGAUUGCCGGCGCAGCAAUUGCAUAACUAUGAAUUUAAAGGGGGAAAAGUAGAAACCCCCAUAUUGUUUAAAGGGUUUAAUGUUUGAUGCUCAAAUUAUUGAUCUAAUGAUGAUAUUUUUUAGAACGUCGGAAUCAUUGGUAAUGCAACAAGUUCGGGGAACAGCAAGUUGAAUCAAAAGUUUGAGAGUGUAGUUAUAGCAUCGUUCAUUGCGUACGAAAUUUGAAAUUGUGUCGGAGUGUCGAAUUGUAUGCUAAAAGAACAAAGUGUGCACGGUGUCAA
This is a messenger RNA of Cucurbita moschata (crookneck pumpkin), 1311 nucleotides long. RefSeq lists its product as uncharacterized. NCBI's taxonomy places the organism in Eukaryota, Viridiplantae, Streptophyta, Magnoliopsida, Cucurbitales, Cucurbitaceae. Bases 411 to 923 code for a protein of 170 amino acids. The record is from RefSeq and is a predicted model, not a curated record. The transcript has 8 exons.